UCAGCAGGCACAUGUCAUAUUUAGACGUACAGUGAAGAUGAGAGGUUGAGCAGUAGCUUCACAGUAGUGUGCUGUCUUUUGAGCCACAGGACUUCACAGCUUUCAGUUUGUUGAUGCAUUGGUUUACUAGCUUUUUGGUUUAGUAAGUAGAGUCUUUAAGAGAAGGGAAGUCUUAAGUAUUUAUAAGCUUUUAGUUUUUUUUAAGAUAAUCUAUUCUUAAUCUUUCCUUUUAGUUCUAUUUAAUUGUAAUGUAUAUACUACCCUAUGUUUUGUUGUUUUAGUAUGAAAAUGAACUGAAUAGGGUAGGCUUAGUUCAAAAUGGGAGCCCUGAAAAGGGUUAACCAGCAGAGAAUUACAAAUGAACUAUCAGGAAAGUUGAUUAUUAAUCCAACAAGAGAGAAAAUAUCCUUCCAGUUAGCAAGAAUUAGUACCUGAAGAGCUGAUAAUAUUGUUCAGGCCGUCGGUGUGGAAUGGCAAAGCCAGUGGCAGUGGUUCCUUGUGAUUUGGGAAGGUGUCAGAGGUGUUAUGCCAUCAAACUCUGAAGUGCUGGCUGGUGUGAUAGGAGAAAGCAGGACAGAAGAGUGGAAGAGCAGCCAUUAUAUAAGAAUGUCUUCCAAGCAGGCUACCUCUCCAUUUGCAUGUGCAGCUGAUGGAGAGGAAACAAUGACCCAGGACUUAGCAUCACGAGACAAGGAAGAGGGCAACAGUGAUCAGCAUGCGACCUCUCAUCUGCCUCUACAUAAUGUAAUGCACAACAAACCUCGCUCUGAGGAGCUACCAACUCUGGUCACGACCAUCCAACAAGAUCCCGAGUGGGAUGGAGUAAUCUCAGCCCAACACAGAAUGGAAUCAGAGAGUAAUAAGUUAUGUUCCCUAUAUUCCUUCCGAAAUACCUCUACCUCACCAAGCAAGCCCGACGAAGGAGGUCGUGACCGCAGUGAGCUAAUGACCAGUGUUAAUUUUGGAACGCCAGAACGCCGCAAAGGAAGCCUUGCAGAUGUGGUGGACACUCUGAAGCAGAAGAAACUAGAAGAAAUGACCAGGACUGAGCAAGAAGAUUCAUCCUGCAUGGAAAAGCUACUUUCUAAAGACUGGAAGGAGAAGAUGGAAAAAUUAAACACAACUGAUCUCCUUGGAGAAAUUAAAGGUACACCAGAAAGCCUGGCAGAAAAAGAGCGACAGCUCUCUACUAUGAUCACCCAGCUGAUCAGCUUACGGGAGCAGCUCCUGGCUGCCCAUGAUGAACAGAAAAAGCUGGCAGCCUCACAAAUUGAAAAACAACGACAGCAAAUGGACCUUGCUCGCCAACAGCAAGAACAGAUUGCAAGACAACAGCAGCAACUUCUGCAACAGCAGCACAAAAUCAAUCUACUGCAGCAGCAAAUUCAGCAGGUUCAGGGUCACAUGCCUCCGCUCAUGAUCCCAAUUUUUCCACACGACCAGCGGACGCUGGCAGCGGCUGCUGCAGCCCAGCAGGGAUUCCUCUUCCCCCCAGGAAUAACUUACAAGCCAGGUGAUAACUACCCUGUGCAGUUCAUUCCAUCAACAAUGGCAGCUGCUGCUGCUUCUGGACUCAGCCCUUUACAGCUCCAGUUUUCGUCAAAUAAGAUUAUCCACGGGAAAAUUGAAAUUACUUUUUCAAGCAAAUGCGGUGUCCUUUGCUGUGACAGACUUUCUACAAAGAGGCUGUGUUUAAAUGGAUGGUCUGAAGGAUACGUCCUGGUUUCUGGAUAUAGGUGCUCACCCCAUGCAGAGCAACUGUAUGCAGCUCAGCUGGCAAGCAUGCAAGUUUCUCCUGGAGCCAAAAUGCCAUCUACUCCACAGCCACCAAAUACGACAGGGGCACUGUCACCCACUGGGAUGAAAAAUGAGAAGAGAGGGACCAGCCCGGUAACUCAAGUUAAGGAUGAAGCAGCCCAGCCACUGAAUCUUUCAGCCCGACCCAAAACAGCUGAACCUGUCAAAUCCCCAACAUCUCCAACACAGAAUCUCUUCCCAGCGAGUAAAAGCAGUCCAGUGACAGUGACGAACAAGAGUGGCAUCCCCAGCCCGCUUGGUGGAUCUCUGGGAAGAGGGUCCUCUUUAGAUAUCCUUUCCAGUCUUAAUUCACCUGCCCUAUUUGGGGACCAGGACACAGUAAUGAAAGCCAUUCAGGAGGCUCGAAAGAUGAGAGAGCAGAUCCAAAGGGAGCAGCAGCAGCAACAGCAGCCGCAUGGUGUUGAUGGAAAAUUGCCCUCCAUGAAUAACAUGGGUCUAAACAACUGCAGGAAUGAAAAGGAAAGAACGAGGUUUGAGAAUUUAGGCCCACAGUUAACAGGGAAACCCAGUGAAGAUGGAAAACUGGGCCCUGGUGUCAUUGAUCUUACAAGGCCAGAAGAUGCAGAAGGAAGUAAAGCAAUGAAUGGCUCUGCAGCUAAACUACAGCAGUAUUAUUGUUGGCCAACAGGAGGUGCCACUGUGGCUGAAGCUCGAGUCUACAGGGAUUCGCGGGGCCGAGCCAGUAGCGAACCGCACAUCAAACGACCAAUGAAUGCUUUCAUGGUUUGGGCAAAGGAUGAGCGUCGAAAAAUUCUCCAAGCCUUCCCUGACAUGCAUAACUCCAACAUUAGCAAAAUCCUAGGAUCUCGCUGGAAGUCCAUGUCAAAUCAAGAGAAACAACCUUAUUAUGAAGAGCAGGCACGGCUAAGUAAAAUCCAUCUAGAAAAGUAUCCUAAUUACAAAUACAAACCUCGACCAAAACGUACCUGCAUUGUUGAUGGAAAGAAAUUGCGCAUUGGUGAAUACAAACAACUGAUGAGGUCUCGAAGACAGGAGAUGAGGCAGUUUUUUACUGUAGGACAACAGCCUCAAAUUCCAAUCACCACAGGAACAGGAGUUGUCUAUCCUGGUGCUAUUACCAUGGCGACUACCACACCAUCUCCUCAGAUGACAUCAGAUUGCUCGAGCACCUCUGCCAGCCCUGAGCCCAGCAUCCCUGUCAUUCAGAGCACUUAUGGUAUGAAGACGGACAGCGGAAGCCUUGCUGGAAAUGAAAUGAUAAAUGGAGAGGAUGAAAUAGAAAUGUAUGAGGACUAUGAGGAUGAUCCCAAAUCAGACUAUAGCAGUGAAAAUGAAGCCCAUGAGACAGUCAGUGCCAACUGAGGAGUGUUCACAGAAUUAAAGUACUCAGACUCAUUUGGGGUUUUGGGGGGUUUUUUUGAACAAAAGUUCUUACAGAGCCUGCAUGCAUGUGUGGCUCCUACAGUUACAUCAGCAGAAUGGUCUUAAAUGUUUCUUAAUGUGUGAGACAGAUUGUUUCCCUAAUUUUUCAUGAACUUGGGUUUUUUUUUGUUUUUGUUUUGUUUUGUUUUUUUUAACUUAGAUGAAGACAUAUAUUAAAUAUCAGACAUCAGGACUUGAAAACUUAUAUGAAUCAAUAGCUGUCUUACAAGUCUUACCUUUUGUCUUUUUCCUUUUGGAUGCUGAUAAAGGUUUAAGUUACUGUUUUAGAAGGGGGUUAUACAUUCUCACUCAGGUAUGCUGUGCCAGCCUACAGGUUGUGAAUGUGUUUUUAUUCUGGAUUAUUUUAGAAAACAAGAACUGCAGAUUUCAUGUUGUGAAACAGAACAAGUCCGCAAGUGUGCACUUCUGUGCAUCAUAGAUCAUCUUUAAAAAUUAGUCUCUGAAUUCCAUUUUUUUUCCAUAUGUAUAGCUGAACUUCUGAUGUGCCAAACUUUUCAUAAUUUUUGAAUCUUAACAUUUUAAAAGAAAAGUCUUAAAGGAGACACUGUAAAGUCUUAGACAAUCCUUUGGCAUCUUAAAAAAAAUUAUAUAUAAACCCUAGUUUUUUCCAGAAUAUGGUAAAGUACUCAGGAAUCUGGAGACAGGAUAUUCUUAAGUAGUGAAUAUGGUUGCCAUAGUGCAUGUGCCCAAUUGCUUUUGCCUCUUGAUGUGCCAUUAGUGUGGAAUUUUAACUAAGCACAAAAGAGCGGUCACCAGCUUUGGACUGGCCUGUCUUAGCAGUGUGAAGCCACCUGUGAUUACAUUCUCUACCCUUUUGCUUUUAACCCUUGCAUUCAGUCUUAAUACCUUUUCUCUUAAAUAAUUUAUUCAUUCCAGAAUGUCAAGGGUCCAAAUACUUAAUAUUUAUUUUUAAAAGUACUGUUGGUGGCAUUACACUUACAAUUCCUUAUUGAUAUUUUGAAGAGCCCCUUCUUUCUUCUCCCCUAAAUUACACAGACAUGUGAAAACAAAAGUGCACCUGCUACUAAAAUGAACAUAACAUUUAUGAAUGAGAAAUUCAGUUGUUCCUGUAAAACUGGAUGUUCAAGGAGCACUUGGAAACACUCUGCUAUAUGUAAUGCAAAAUAAAGUGAGUACUUUUAUAUGUACAUACAGUACAAAUAUUCCUAAAAAUUGUGUUUAUAGUUAUAAACCUUUAUAAUUAGAGAGCAAAGGCAGAUGUAAAAUCCAGACUGCGUAUAGAGACCACCAUGAUGAAUUUCCAGGGCUUGUAGAAUCCUGCAGUGAAUCAUGGCUCCAUGCAUCAUGUUCCUCUUACCGCUUGAAGGAACUAUUUGCUACCUUAAGUUUUAAUACAGUGAUUUAUGCGUGAGACUUGUAGUGGGAGAGGGAAGGCCACACAAAUAUCUGACUUGCAAAGCUGUGAAAAUGGGGCAUCAAAAAUAUUUAUUGAAUAUUAGUCAUUUGGGAAUGUGAGCCAGAUCUUGGUGAAUUCUUGUCAAGUGCUUUGGGAUCUUUGGAUAUGAAGUGCUAUAAAAAUAAAAUUUUUAUUUGUAUUAUUACUAGGAACAAUGCAAUUGCUAGAGAAAAUUCUGGGACAUAUAAAAGAGAGAGCAAUUCAAAGACUGUGAAUUUAUUAAAUUUCAGAGACAGAAGAAAUUGUGUUUAUUUUUUCCCCUCACAUUCCACUCCUGUUCACAAAUACAUCACUGUAUAUAUAUGCAGAUCCAAUGGGCCUUCAGCAUGUGCUGAAGCUCCUCAAUGCCCUCAGC
Messenger RNA from Cuculus canorus (common cuckoo), 4994 nucleotides. It is a transcript of the gene SOX6, whose product is annotated as SRY-box transcription factor 6. Gene Ontology annotation, molecular function: RNA polymerase II cis-regulatory region sequence-specific DNA binding; DNA-binding transcription factor activity, RNA polymerase II-specific. Gene Ontology annotation, biological process: positive regulation of chondrocyte differentiation; cell fate commitment; central nervous system development. Bases 526 to 3141 code for a protein of 871 amino acids. The transcript has 18 exons. Gene Ontology annotation, cellular component: nucleus. NCBI's taxonomy places the organism in Eukaryota, Metazoa, Chordata, Aves, Cuculiformes, Cuculidae. The record is from RefSeq and is a predicted model, not a curated record.